This is a messenger RNA of Owenia fusiformis, 503 nucleotides long. NCBI's taxonomy places the organism in Eukaryota, Metazoa, Annelida, Polychaeta, Sabellida, Oweniidae. The record is from the annotation of a GenBank genome assembly.
GUUUAGUUCUGAAUUUCUCGGCUUUCUCAUCUUACUCAUUAGCUCAAGACAAUACUGUAAAACACUGGAACUCAUAAACAAUGAAUUUGAUCUAAAAUACCAAGCUAAUUCACAAUAUGACUCCAUUGUGGCAAUGCUGAAUGCGUUACGGCAAACACCAAGAAGCUUACUUCAGAUGACAAAAUUGAAAGUUUGGGAAUGUGUAGGAAGAAACAAACACAAUCUAAUCAAACUUGAAGAGAUUCCAACCAGAUUAAAAGAGUCAGUUCUUGCAAUGUUUAAAUUCAAAUAUUUAGAUGAACUAAGAUAAAACCAGAUGGUGUAUGAUUGCUGUAAUUGAGUACGAAAAUGUUGUAAUUUAAUACAGAAUAUUGCAAUCCUUAAGUUUUGCUAGACUUCCAAAAUAUUGCACAAUUUGUGAUUUCUAUUAUGAAAUCACUAUAGUUACGGGACAAACUAUUACCAGAAAAUUGUAUUUUUGUGAACUUCACUGUUAUCCCUGA